AUGGACCCCAAUACAUCUCUAGAUGAUAUUGCCCCGAUUGCUAUUCUCAUGGAUGAGCUCCGGUCGGAGGACGUCCAACUGCGCCUGAAUGCCAUCCACCGCAUUUCGACCAUUGCACUCGCGUUGGGUCCUGACCGCGCGCGCGAUGAACUGAUACCCUUUUUGCAAGACUCGGUCGACGACGAAGACGAGGUUCUCCUCGCUCUUGCGGAGGAACUGGGGCGGACUUUCGAGGAGUACAUCGGGGGCCCUGAGCAUGCGCAUGUGUUGUUGGGUCCGUUGGAGAACCUGUCUGCGGUCGAGGAGACCUUAGUUCGGGACAAGGCAGCAGAGUCCAUCACCAAGGUUGCAGCCAUCCUCAGCCAGCAACAGAUCGAACAAUAUUACAUUCCCCUCGUACAACGACUAUCGCGAGGAGAAUGGUUCACGUCCCGCACCUCGGCUUGCGCACUCUAUGCCCCCGUCUACGACAAGGUUCCUGUUUCCAUCCAAGACGACCUUCGCCGCGCGUUCGCAUCUCUCGCCGCAGAUGACACCCCCAUGGUCCGUCGUGCGGCAGCAAAAUGGCUCGCUCCCCUGGCGAAGAAGUACUCGAAGGCGCAGGUUCUCAGCGACGGUCUCGCGAUGUACCGGAAGCUGCAAGCAGACGACCAGGACUCGGUCCGACUCCUCACCGUCGAGGACCUGAUCGCGAUCGCACAGCAGCUGUCCCCGGCGGAGGUCAAGGAACAGCUCCUGAAGCAGAUCCGGCAGACGAUGACGGACAAGAGCUGGCGCGUGCGAUACAUGGCUGCGAGCCACUUCAACGAGCUUGCGGAGGUGGUCGGGCAGGAGCUUGUCCGAGAGGAGCUCAUCGGGCACUUCGUCCAGCUGCUCAAGGACAACGAGGCGGAGGUGCGCACGGCGGCCGCGGGGCAGGUCCCAGGGUUCUCCAAGCUGCUCGAGAAGGAGGUCGUGCUCGCUCGCAUCGUACCUUGCGUGCGCGACCUGUGCCAGGAUUUGUCCCAGCAUGUGCGCGCCGCUCUCGCCAACCAGAUCAGUGGGCUCGCGCCGCUCCUGGGCAAAGAUGCGACCAUCGAGCAUCUGCUGCCUCUAUUCCUUCAUGUGCUCAAAGAUGAGUUCCCAGAGGUGCGGCUCAACAUCAUCUCGAAGCUGGAACAAGUCAACUCCGAGAUUGGCAUCGAACUUCUGUCGGACAGUCUGCUCCCUGCGAUUGUCGAGUUGGCAGAAGACAAGUCAUGGCGCGUGCGCCAAGCGAUCAUCGAGUACAUCCCGCUGCUCGCGACGCAGCUCGGCAAGCCGUUCUUCGACGAGUCGCUCGGGAAUCUGUGUAUGUCGUGGCUCGGAGAUAACGUCUACAGCAUCCGGGAGGCGGCGGCGGUCAAUCUCAAGAAGCUCACGGAGGUGUUUGGGGUGGAAUGGUCGAAGGAGCAAAUUGUCCCGAAGGUGGUCGGGAUGGGCCAGCAUCCCAACUACCUCUACAGGAUGACGACCGUGCAAGCGAUCAUGACGAUCGCACCCUCGUUGACGCUCGAGGUCGUGCAGGAGACCGUCCUGGACACUUUGGUGCAGCUCGCGAGCGACCCGAUCCCGAACAUCCGCUUCAACGUUGCCAAAGCACUGGAGAGCGUGGCGACCGCGUUUGGGGACACGCCGGAGGGCUCGCAGCUGGUGCAGCAAAAGGUGGCCCCGGUGCUGGAGGCCCUCAAGAACGAUACGGACGCGGAUGUGCGGUUCUUCGCGUCGCGAGCGCUCGGCAAGGCACAUGCGCUAGAAGCCUGA
Molecule: messenger RNA, 1782 nt
Organism: Epithele typhae
Lineage: Eukaryota; Fungi; Basidiomycota; Agaricomycetes; Polyporales; Epitheliaceae
Product: ARM repeat-containing protein
Exons: 8
Coding region: 1-1782 (593 amino acids)
Biological process (GO): protein dephosphorylation
Cellular component (GO): cytoplasm; protein phosphatase type 2A complex
Molecular function (GO): protein phosphatase regulator activity
Source: RefSeq, a predicted model, not a curated record